Molecule: messenger RNA, 1274 nt
Organism: Suillus paluster
Lineage: Eukaryota; Fungi; Basidiomycota; Agaricomycetes; Boletales; Suillaceae
Exons: 2
Coding region: 220-1107 (295 amino acids)
Molecular function (GO): protein binding
Source: RefSeq, a predicted model, not a curated record
CUACUAGCCAGGGUUGUCUUGUGACUAAAUAGGGGUUGUUACUUAUAAGGCCACUGUGUGAACGCGUUUAUAAUGAUGAUCUUGUUUGUAGUAUUCAGGAUAAUAUACACGCCGCAUGCGCAUGUCAUUAGCGUGUUCAACGACUCUCGAGCUUAACAACCCCAAGAUCUACCACGAAGUCAGACCGUUCGCUUCUCUGUUGAAAUUGAAAGACUCACGAUGAUGGAGGCAGAGCUCAGCCCUUAUCCAGCUUUGGUAGAAGUAGUGGGUGGGGGCACCUUCCACACGUCCUUCUCUUCUCCAGAUGCCGAUGUGAUACUUGGUUCCAACGAUCACACCCUAUUCCGUAUCCAUUCAUGGACCCUCAAAACGACAUCAGGCUGGUUCCGAUCCCUCUUUUCCAUGCCUCAACAAAGCCCCCUUCCUGAUCACCCCGAUACUAUCAAUCUAGACGAGGACGCACACACACUAGAGAGUCUCCUGCGGAUGAUCUGUGGACUCCCGAUCAUCCCACUCACAUCGUAUGAUGAGGUUGAUGAAUUAUUAUUUGCCGCGGAAAAAUACGAUAUGCCGGGGCCUGUCUCGCUCAUACGUAUUCUUAUCAUGACACCCCCACUCUUAGAUCAGCCUCUACGCCUUUACGCAGCUGCAACUCGUUUUGGCUGGGAAGAAGAGGCAAAACAUGCAUCCGCGCAGUCCCUCGCCCUUAACAUCUAUGCACCAGAACAUCAAGCCACCCUCCGAAAACUCUGCACGAGCGCUGUGCUUGACCUAAUAAACUUACAUCGCGAUCGGCGCGAAGGUAUUCGGAAACGACUUAGUGAGCAGCCGUUCGUGACAGGGAGCACGGUGGCGUCCUGCCCGCGGUGCAGGCGGACGAUUGAUCACCAUACAUGGAGAGAGCUCAAGUAUAAAGUGGUGAUGGAGAUGGACGUGCGCCCGCUAGGAGACACGGUUGUUGAUGUUGGAUUGAUCGUUUGGCCCGAGGCGAAGGCGUGUUGGGAAGCCAAGUGCCCCAAUUCUGAGUGCACGUGUGUGUUGUAUGACAAGACUGAGACCUUGCGUCUCAUUCGGGAGUGCAUUGACAGUCUUCCAAAGACAACAUGAAACAUAGAAGUAGUUCGAGUCGGUCGUACUCUUAAAGUCAGAUGUAGAUGUGAUGUAGAUUAGUAUGUCGUAGAGUCGCGGAACAAUUGUACUAUACUUCGAGGAUGAACGCGCUUUUCAGGAAUUUUCUGAAUUCUAGCUUCGCUGUGUCGUGUGUUUAUCAGUCU